GCCCGGCCCUCGGGUCUUAAAGGGCCAGAAGCAGCUGCGGGUCCUUGGCACUUUUGCUGGGAAGGGGUGCGCAGGCGCAGUGGGGAGUUCUCCAGUUGGAGUAGUCGUCGCGUAUUAAGUUGCUGCUCUCUGUCCCAGCAGAGGAAGCGAGAGUGCUGAGCGUCCGACCACCAAUUUGCACCUCACUAGAUCCACUGGACCAGAAAAGUUUGUGAACAGGGGAUCCCGAGUUUUGGGAUACCCAGGCUUGCAGCGUAGGGGGACGGAGGAGGCUGGAGGGAGGUGAGUGAACCUCCUGUGUCGUAGCGUUUAUAGAGCCCUAAGUCAUUUUGGCGGACCCCGACCCAAAUAACCACCGAGGCACACUGCUCCCACCAUGGAGCCCACUCAGCUUGCAGAGAACCUCACCCCAAACCAGCAGUCCCCUGCUCCUGAACUUGAGGAUCCUGAGGACCCCAGAGACGAAUCCCCAGACAGCUCAGAUACUGUGGUCCUCAGUCUGUUCCCCUGCACCCCGGAGGCUGUGAAUCCUGAAGCAGAUGCCAGUGCAUCCUCAUUACAUGGCAGCUUCUUGAAGCACUCAACAACCCUCACAAACCGGCAGCGUGGGAAUGAGGUCUCGGCGCUGCCAGCUACCCUGGAUUCUUGCAGCCCAAGGGGAGCUGAGCCAGCUGAAGGACCAUCUGCGGAAGGGUGCGUGUCCUGUGUGCAUGCACAUGCCUGUCGGGUAGGGGAACUUAUAUGUGACAACCUGAUCAACAAACCAGAUGAGCGUGGCUUUACCCCCCUCAUCUGGGCCUCAGCCUUUGGAGAAAUUGAGACAGUUCGCUGCCUGCUAGACUGGGGUGCUGACCCUCACAUCCUGGCCAAGGAGAGGGAGAGCGCCCUGUCGCUUGCCAGCAUGGGCGGUUACACCGACAUUGUGAGGCUGUUGCUUGAACGUGAUGUGGACAUCAACAUCUAUGACUGGAACGGGGGCACACCACUACUUUACGCUGUGCGUGGGAACCAUGUGAAGUGUGUGGAGGCCUUACUGGCCCGGGGCGCUGACCUCACCACAGAGGCUGACUCUGGCUACACCCCAAUGGACCUUGCAGUGGCCCUGGGAUACCGCAAAGUGCAACAGGUGAUGGAGAGCCACAUCCUCAAACUGUUCCAGAGUACCCUCGGGCCUGCCGACCCCGAGUGAAGACAGCCUGUUGGGAACCCAGGCACUCAGGGAACAAACCAGUCUGCCCACAACUGGCUCGAGGCAGCUCCUGGACAGUGGCGGGAAGGGGCCUGCCCCAACAAGAACCAAUAAAUCUGUGGAGAUCUUGAA
Molecule: messenger RNA, 1321 nt
Organism: Peromyscus maniculatus bairdii (prairie deer mouse)
Lineage: Eukaryota; Metazoa; Chordata; Mammalia; Rodentia; Cricetidae
Source: RefSeq, a predicted model, not a curated record